AUGAGCAUGACGGAGAGGUUAGCUUGUAGCACUUAGAUAAUGUUACAUAUCGCGUGUAGCCAGCUGUUCAGUUUUCAGGAGUAACAGUAUAGCAAGCAUUUAAAGCGGAUUUCAAUGACUGACUAAUUGCUGGUUAAUAGCUAGUUAGGGUGAAUAUGCUUUCCACACUUAUUUUAGUGUCUUUUUAAAGAGUGGAUACCCAUCACUGGUGUGGAAAUCAGCUGCACCUACAAGUCUGUCGCUGGAUAAAAGUUGGCAUUUAUUAAAGACUGAAAUGGAUAAAAAUACACGAAAGGUUCGGAAUGAGGACAUUAAUCCAUGCAUUGAAGAAAGUUCUGGCUCUCAGAAGUGUCUGGAUGCUUACAACUAUGACAAGAGCAUGUGUUCAGCCUAUUUCCAGAGAUAUAAGAACUGUAGGAAGUACUGGCACAACAUAAUGGUGCAGAGGAGGAGAGAUGGAGUGAGUCCCUGCAUGCCCACUGCAGCAGAGAGGCAGGAGAUGCUGGCUGCCAUCGGUGGAAAACCCUACUGAGUGAUGAAGGUCACCCAGAGACACUGAAGACCAGAGGACCACACAUUCUGGUGAUGUCACACACUGCAUGAGCUGAGAGUACACUGUGAUCCAAGCUCAGCUCACAUGAAGAAGACCACCUGUACCCCCUCUUUAUUCUGAAACACAUUGAAAGAGAGUGGAGGCACACAGUAGAGGAAGAUUAUUUACUGAGUUUUAAUAAUGAUGUGACAUGAACUGACACAGUAUUUUUGUUUUUGUUUGGAAGAGAAGGUGAACAUGUUUUCAUGUGUUAUUUCAGUAGAAGACCAUUUUUACUGGUUCCAGCUGCUGAGAUCUUGUUAUUGAUCAUGAACAUUAAAGGUGCUUGAAGCCACAUGUUCAACUGUAUUAUUUACACAACACAUCCUCAUCAUUGAAUGACAGUACAGGUCUAAAAUUCAGCCGGCAAAAUGGUUUGGAUUAAAAUGAUCAUUUGGAUUAAAACGCGGUUUAUACUACCUCAAAGUUAAGCCACCUUUGUCGUCAUGGCAACAUUAAACACCACAAUGUUAUGUUUUUUUAAUUUUUUUAUAAAGAUGUACUGACUCAUGGUUGGAAACAUGAUGCUCAUGGUUGGAAAUGUUGCAGCACGGUCCAAUGUUUGCCAUCUUACUAUUGAGCCAUCCACCAGCCUGCAACUAACCAGGCAAAAUCACCUUGUACCUUAUACUGAUGUCAUCUGAACAGCCUCUUUUCCCUGAGUUAUAUGUGCUGCUGGCCUGAAUUUUUGACUUUCUUGUGAGAAAAGGCUGCAAUCUUAACUUACAGUCUGUGGAGACAUCUCUUCAUCUAUGACAUCUGCAGUAAGCUGGUAUCUCACUCACCUACAAGGUGAAGUGCAACC
Molecule: messenger RNA, 1397 nt
Organism: Scomber scombrus (Atlantic mackerel)
Lineage: Eukaryota; Metazoa; Chordata; Actinopteri; Scombriformes; Scombridae
Gene: chchd7
Product: coiled-coil-helix-coiled-coil-helix domain containing 7
Exons: 4
Coding region: 275-532 (85 amino acids)
Source: RefSeq, a predicted model, not a curated record